Messenger RNA from Lolium rigidum, 992 nucleotides. RefSeq names its product ethylene-responsive transcription factor ERF109-like. The transcript has a single exon. Gene Ontology annotation, molecular function: DNA binding; DNA-binding transcription factor activity. The coding region runs from base 69 to 785 and encodes 238 amino acids. Gene Ontology annotation, biological process: regulation of DNA-templated transcription; ethylene-activated signaling pathway. The record is from RefSeq and is a predicted model, not a curated record. NCBI's taxonomy places the organism in Eukaryota, Viridiplantae, Streptophyta, Magnoliopsida, Poales, Poaceae.
CACUUCAAGCACUCCAGUCCAGUCCCACUCGACACUCCGAGCUUAAGCAAGCGCCACCAAGCAGAGCCAUGGCCACUACGAGCCAAGAUAACGCCAAUAGUCAACGGAUCGAGUUCCCCUCCGGCCGCUCGAUCUCCUCCGAGCGGGAGCACGGCAUCAUCGUCGCCGCGCUGCGGCACGUCCUCUCCGGGUACAGCACGGCGCCGCCGGAGAUCGUCCCCGCUGCUUCCUGCGGGAUGUGCGGCAUCGACGGCUGCCUCGGGUGCGACUUCUUUGGGACCGAGCCGGAAGUGACGGGGCGGGCGGCGGUGGUACCAGCAACCCAGCAGCGGAAGAGGAGGAGGAAGAAGAACGCCUACCGCGGCGUGCGCCAGCGGCCGUGGGGGAAAUGGGCGGCGGAGAUCCGCGACCCGCGCCGCGCCGUGCGCAAGUGGCUCGGGACCUUCGACACCGCGGAGGACGCCGCGCGGGCGUACGACCUCGCCGCGCUCGAGUUCCGCGGCCCGCGUGCCAAGCUCAACUUCCCGUGCUCCGACCCUCUGCCGCCUGUUCCUCAUCACGGAAACGGCAUUGCCGGUCAUUCUACCGCGGUGCCGGAAAAUGAGGAGACUCUGACGCCGUCGCCGUGCAGCGCGGAAGCUGAAGAGAGGACGCCGGAAGAGUGCCUGCAGCUGGGUGUGGACGGAGCCGGCGACCAGCUGUGGGAAGACUUGCAGGAUUUCAUGAAGCUAGAUGGAGACGACCAAUGGUUCGGGACAUUUUCAAGUUCAGCAUCUUGUAUCUGAGCUCCUGUAUGUCAGGAUGUUAGAUAUAAGUUGUCGGAUUAGAGUAACUGACAACCGCACUGAUUUAAUCGUGUAGCUCUAGUGCACAUUUUUGGGACAACGCAUAGCAAGUACUUACGUUCAUUCGUUAGAUUGAGUAUGAGCAAAUUGUCUCUAGCCCAAUGUACUUUUAACAUGUCAUUUGAGAAAGGAAAAAGUUUGUUCUAA